This is a messenger RNA of Odocoileus virginianus texanus, 921 nucleotides long. The record is from RefSeq and is a predicted model, not a curated record. NCBI's taxonomy places the organism in Eukaryota, Metazoa, Chordata, Mammalia, Artiodactyla, Cervidae.
AUGUCUGAAGACGGGCAGCAGUGCCAGUGGAUCUGGGUAACUUCAAAUAUCUAUUUUUCAGCCACAGAAGAAAGUGAGUCCUGCUUUGUCCAGCCAAAACCACGCGCACUGGGAAGAGAAUCUACUUUGUGUGGCAAAGUACAAAAGGAAAGCCUUCCUCCAUUAGAGAAGCUCAAGAUCUCAGCCGUGUCCACAGCUAAUGGCGUUCAGUUCCUCCCUGAACAGCCUCUGGCAAAGGAGGCUGCAGACCCACCAGGAGCCACAGAGGAAACUCAGCCUCUGGAGGGACUGAAGGGGUCUGAGCCACCUCAGCCAGGUGGCAAAGAUGGUGCUCCAGGAGCAGGAGGAAAGGAGGAGGAUGUGGAAGCAGUGACAGAGGCUCCGCCUUUGAAAGGAAGUGCUGAGACUGAACCUUUAGGAGCGGAAGCCAAGGGUCAGCCUUUGAUAACAGCGGGAGAAAGGGACUCUGUGCAAGGUACUGAGGAUCCACAAGCUGCUGGAGAGAUGACGCCUCUAGGAACAGCUGAGAGAGUUCCUCUGGAAGCAGCCAGAGAGCCAGGAUCUCGAGAAGCUGGGGGAAAGGGUGAGCAGUCCCAACUCCCAGAGACAGUUAUCAAGAAGACAGAAUCUCCGGAGAUAUUGGAAGGCAGUCAGCUUGUGGAAACAGCUCAGACGCAGCAACUUCAAGAAACAGUGGGAGAAGAUGAGCAGCCCCAACUUGUAGAAACAGUUCCCAAGGAGAAUGCAUCUCUGCAAGUAUCGGACGGAAGUCAGUCUGUGGGAGCUGAGGAAAGAAACCAACUUCAGGAGACGCUGGGGAAAGAUGAGCACUCUCAGCUUCGAGAAACGAUGCCCAGAGAGCAUGGCGGACCGGAAGUGUCGGAUGGAAUACUGAGGAUCCACAAGCUGCUGGAGAGAUGA